GCGCAUCUCGUAUACGCAGGUACUAAUUCUUCUGCUGUAAAGCCGAAAGAGGUUAAGGAUUCCUUUAACGCGUGGAAGAAUGGCGGACGCGAAAAAAGAAACUGUUCCCUCAACUAAAAAAUUGCCGGCGGUGCCGGAGUCUGUAUUGAAGAGGAGAAAACGCCGUGAGGCAGUUAAAGCUGCACGUUUGCAAAUUUCCAUCAAGCAACGGGCAGAUCGUUACAAGAAGAGAAAACAGAUUUUUAAAAGAGCUGAGAACUAUGUAAAGGAAUACAGAAGAAAGGAGAGGGAUGAAAUCCGAUUGAUGCGACAAGCUAAAAACCGUGGAAAUUAUUAUAUUCCUGGUGAGGCGCGUCUUGCAUUUGUUAUCCGUAUUCGAGGUGUGAACCAAGUUGCACCAAAAGUACGGAAGGUAUUACAACUGUUCCGUUUGAAACAGAUCAACAAUGGUGUUUUUGUAAAAUUGAACAAAGCAACGAUUAAUAUGUUACGUAUCGUUGAACCUUACAUUACGUGGGGAUAUCCUAAUUUGAAAUCAGUUCGUGAGUUGAUUUACAAACGUGGAUUUGCCAAGAUAAACAGGCAACGUAUACCGAUCACUAGCAAUUCCAUCAUCGAGAAGAAGCUUGGUCGAUCUAAUAUCAUCUGUACUGAAGAUUUAAUCCAUGAGAUAUUCACUGUUGGUCCACAGUUCAAAUACGCCAGCAACUUCCUGUGGCCCUUCAAGCUUAACACGCCAAAUGGUGGAUGGCGCAAGAAGACUAACCAUUAUGUAGAAGGUGGCGACUUUGGAAAUAGAGAAGAUAAAAUCAAUGAGCUUCUCAGAAGGAUGAUAUAAGUUUAUAAAAAUCUUCAUAAAUAAAAUCCUCUAAUUAAAACAG
Molecule: messenger RNA, 881 nt
Organism: Pogonomyrmex barbatus (red harvester ant)
Lineage: Eukaryota; Metazoa; Arthropoda; Insecta; Hymenoptera; Formicidae
Gene: RpL7
Product: ribosomal protein L7
Biological process (GO): maturation of LSU-rRNA from tricistronic rRNA transcript (SSU-rRNA, 5.8S rRNA, LSU-rRNA)
Cellular component (GO): cytosolic large ribosomal subunit
Molecular function (GO): structural constituent of ribosome; RNA binding
Source: RefSeq, a predicted model, not a curated record